CGCAUUCAUAGAAAAGUUUACAUUAUUUCGUAGCUGAUAUUAUAUUUAUUUGUACUCAUUUUGUAAAGUGUGUUUAAUUUACAACGAUAUGACUGCAAAUCCAAAUGAAAUGGAAAUGUUGCGCAAAGCAAUAAGAUUACUACAUUCACCUCAUCCAAAUUCUGCGGUUGAGCUAAGGUUAAUGCUAGAUGAAGCUAUUAAACAACGUUUUGGCCCUGAGCUUAUGAUAUCGAAUAAUAUGAGCAAAAGUCUAAUGGAAUUGGAAGCUAACUUUCCAGGUCGUGCCGCCACACCGCCACCUCCGCCAGAACAUCCAACGACAAUGGAUCAGGACCCCACUGUAGAUGAAGUUAUUAAUUUAACUGGUUCUCCUGCGAAGACCAUAUCCGAUUCGCCGGAUACUAUAAUUGACUCUGAUGAUGGCGCAAAUAUCGGAGGAGCAAUGCUUGGAGGCGGCGAUGAGGAUGUUAAUCUGAAGGAGUUUGGCGAUUUAAAUUGUGCUGUUUGUGGUGAAAUGGUUUUCACUGCUACGAAUCGCUUAAUCGAAUGUUCAAAUUGUGGUACACUUUACCACCAAGAAUGCCACAAACCACCUAUCACUGAUGAAGAAGCCUCCGAAGGUCAAGAGCACAAUUGGCAAUGUGAUAAUUGUCUUAAUAAGCCUUCUACUAGUAAGGCAGCGGGUGUUGUUAUUGAAGAACCAAUCUCAUUAAUAUCGAAGACAAAGUCAUCAGCUACAUCUUCGCGUUCCUCAUCGACUUCAAACUCGUCCUCUCCUUUCGCAAUCAUACAGGCAGAAACACCUAGUACAUCCACAUCAGCUGUUCCAUCUGUACAAGUGCCGACAAUGUCUACAAGUAGGCAUCAUCAUCAUAAAAGCUCCCGGUCUCAUAAGGAAGAGCGUCCUUCGUCUAGUAGUUCAAAAACGGUAACAUCAAGCAGUGCCGUCAAUCCAACUUUCAAUGUCGUCAGUGCAAGUGAGAAGAGUUCUUCACAUUCGUCAAAGAAGUCAUCGUCGCACUCUUCUUCCUCCAGUAAAUCAUCGUCAUCGAAGUCGUCCUCAAAACACCAUGACAGUAAUAAGCGUAAAGCAAAGUAAACUUUUAAAAAUAUAAUUACAUAUCCGUUUCAUAUUAUUUCAAAUAACAGCAUA
Messenger RNA from Bactrocera tryoni, 1153 nucleotides. RefSeq names its product integrator complex subunit 12 (gene IntS12). Bases 89 to 1099 code for a protein of 336 amino acids. Lineage: Eukaryota; Metazoa; Arthropoda; Insecta; Diptera; Tephritidae. The record is from RefSeq and is a predicted model, not a curated record. The transcript has a single exon.